AUGGCCCCCAUGCAGAAAAAGGUUGAAAAGAAAGGCUGUAAGAAGAAGGAGAUGAUUACGGUGGAAGUUAAGAAGGAAAUCAUCAAGAAGUACGAACAAGGUAUGCAAGUGGCCGAAAUUGGAAGAUUUUAUAAGAAGUCUAUGUUGACCAUUUGCAUAAUAUUAAAAAAGAAAGAAGAAAGAAGGGGGCUAGAUGCAGCAGAAGGAGUCACGAGAAUAUCAAAGCAACGGCCACGUGUUCUGGAAGAUGUAGAAAAGUUGCUUCUGGUUUGGAUAAACGAGAAGCAACUAGCAGGUGAUACUGUGACCGAGAACUUUAUCUGCGAGAAGGCAAAGGCCUUGUACACCGACCUCAUAAGUAAACUGCCAGUUUUUAACUACAAUGAGAUGGGGCUUUUUUGGAAAAAGAUGCCAAAGAGGACCUACAUUACAGAAGAAGAGAAUGCAAUGCCCGGUCACAAGCCCAUGAAAGACCGUCUCACCCUCUUGUUUUGUGCUAAUGCAAGCGGGGAUUUCAAAGUCAAGCCCCUGCUUGUGUAUCAUUCCGAGAAUCCACGAGCCUUCAAGAAAUACAAGGUGCAGAAGAGCCAGUUAAACACUAUGUGGAGGUCCACCAGCAAGGCUUGGGUCCCUCGUAUCUUGUUCGUUGAGUGGAUCAAUGAGGUCUUCGGUCCUGCAGUGAAGAAAUACCUUUUAGAAAAGAAUCUGCCACUCAAAGCCUUGCUGGUUAUGGAUAAUGCUCCUGCUCAUCCUCCAGGCCUUGAGGACGACUUACUGGAGGAAUUCAAAUUCAUUAAGGUCAAGUUCCUUCCUCCCAACAUCACUCCAAUGCUCCAGCUCAUGGAUCAGCAGGUCAUUUCGAACUUUAAAAAGCUUUACACCAAAGCACUGUUUCAGCGAUGCUUCGAGGUGACCGAAGGAAGAAACUUUACCCUCCGAGAGUUUUGGAAAAACCAUUUCCACAUCAUGAACUGCCUCAAGAUUAUCGAUAAAGCCUGGGAUGGGGUCACCAAGAGAACCCUCAAUUCUGCCUGGAGAAAACUGUGGCCUGAUUGCGUUCUUGGACAUUAG
This is a messenger RNA of Python bivittatus (Burmese python), 1071 nucleotides long. The record is from RefSeq and is a predicted model, not a curated record. Lineage: Eukaryota; Metazoa; Chordata; Lepidosauria; Squamata; Pythonidae.